Molecule: messenger RNA, 917 nt
Organism: Mollisia scopiformis
Lineage: Eukaryota; Fungi; Ascomycota; Leotiomycetes; Helotiales; Mollisiaceae
Exons: 1
Coding region: 130-657 (175 amino acids)
Cellular component (GO): extracellular region
Source: RefSeq, a predicted model, not a curated record
UGGAGGGAAUCUAGGUUGAAAGUGGGAGGACAAUAAAUCUCAACAGCUCCCCGCAUCCGCCUAUUUUGGGCCUUCCCAUCCUUAUGCUAUCUCCCAGGAACGCUCCAGGGACAUUCUACAGCUUUCAAGAUGCGCUUUGCACUCCUCCCUCUCGGCGUCAGUUUCCUGAUAACUCAGGUCCUCGCUGAUGGAGCUUCAAUUCUUACGGCUAUGACUACAAUCACCAAUGCCACGCUGGCGCUGAAUACAACCCUCAAUUCCUUCCCCAGCAAUCCAGAGCUUGCAAUUGGAGACAUUGCCCCUCUGCUCGUCGACUCCGUCAAUCUGUUAGAUGACAUCAACAACGGUGUCACUGUCGCGACUCAAUCCGCCAACUUGACGUUACCCGAGACCAUUGAGGUCGCACAAGCAACCCUCAACCUAUCAACCGCUGUGUCGACCACUCUCAGUAACUUGAUGCGAACAAAGGCCAACUUUGACAAGUUAAAAGUCAUCACUCCGGUCGUGUUGGUAAACCUGAAGCUGGAAAACGCGGCCUCGGAGCGCUUUGGGGCAGCUGUUGUGGCGAAGGUCCCUCCUGCUUUUCAGGCGCAGGCGUUGAGUUUGUUGGCACCGAUUGAAGCGUCGUUCAAUACCACAAUUGCGUAUUACUCUUGAGUACUUGGUCUAUGGGUAGAGGCGAAAGGUUGGAGAUGAUGGAGUUGCAUUAAUGAUUAAUGAUGACCAAUGGUCAAAUGUUGUCUCGUUUUAGAUUGGAUGCUUGUUGGUCAUUUCACAAUUAGAAACAUGUCCAAAUUUAAUUCGAGGGCAAGCUCAAGCUUCCAUUUCUGUAGAAUCUACAACUCAAUAUUCUUGAUUGGUUCUUUGUCUCUGCCGUGCUAUUGUUCCUUCAGCUUCAGCUGAUGAUAGCUACCCUG